Epinephelus fuscoguttatus (brown-marbled grouper) is the source of this 523-nucleotide messenger RNA. RefSeq names its product cytochrome b-c1 complex subunit 7 (gene uqcrb). NCBI's taxonomy places the organism in Eukaryota, Metazoa, Chordata, Actinopteri, Perciformes, Serranidae. The record is from RefSeq and is a predicted model, not a curated record. Bases 20 to 397 code for a protein of 125 amino acids. The transcript has 4 exons. Gene Ontology annotation, biological process: mitochondrial electron transport, ubiquinol to cytochrome c.
CAAUCGCCCAGUGACCUGAAUGCAUCUUACCCAGAACGCACUGCGGCCGUUCUUAGUGGUAAAAAUGGCGUCGAGGGCACCAGUGGCAACAGGCAGGCUCAUGGUUGGGAUCCGCAAAUGGUAUUACAACAUGUGCGGCUUCAACAAGAUUGGUUUGAUGCGCGAUGACACAAUUUAUGAGGAUGCAGAUGUGAAAGAGGCGCUGAGGAGGCUUCCAGAGGAUCAGUACAAUGACAGGAUGUUCAGGGUCAAGAGGGCCCUGGAUCUUUCCAUGAAGCAGCAGAUCCUCCCCAAAGAGCAGUGGACAAAAUAUGAAGAGGAUGUCCGUUACCUGACACCAUAUCUCGACGAGGUGAUUCGUGAGAGGAAAGAAAGGGAGGAGUGGAUGAAGAAAUAGACGGUUCCUGUUCAGCGAUGUUAAUCCUCAGUCUUCAGUCGGUGCAUGGUUGUCCCCUGGUGUAAUAUUUAAAAUGAAAUCUUACAUGUAUAAAACAGUGCUCAUUAAAAAAUAGACAAUUUUGAA